Messenger RNA from Fusarium vanettenii 77-13-4, 1278 nucleotides. RefSeq lists its product as uncharacterized. The transcript has 2 exons. Bases 1 to 1278 code for a protein of 425 amino acids. The record is from RefSeq and is a predicted model, not a curated record. NCBI's taxonomy places the organism in Eukaryota, Fungi, Ascomycota, Sordariomycetes, Hypocreales, Nectriaceae.
AUGUCAAAGUCACCUGACAAUCCGACAGAGCCCCGCGCUAUUCCGAAGGCCACUCUCGUUAUGGCGGAUCUUAGCGACGAGGAGCCCAUCAUGAUCCCGAAGACACCCAAAGGAUCAAUUCGGGGCAAGCGUGCUGCCUCCGCCGCACCCGGGACCGCAACGCCCUCUGUUCCGAAGCGGAGCAAGAAUUCAGUGACGUCUUCGUCGUCCAAGACCUUUAGUUCCGACACAAGAACCAAUUCGACUCUAUCGCGCCGCACUAGGAGCGCUGACGUUAUGCGCCAAAGCCUCCCGCCCCCAGACCGAGUCUCUCCCAAAAAGAGCUCCAAAACACCCAAGGGACCGACAAAGGCCGAUGGGAUCAAGUCCGUGGAAAAGCCAGACGCUGCCAAGGAGCUCGAAGCCGCCGACCAGUCUCAGGAUGCCGACGAGACCGAUCCGAAUCAGGCUACCAGUACCAUCAUGGGGCCCGAGUCCUCAGAGAUGGCCGAUAAGGCCAACGAUACCAACAAGGCUAACAAUGCCAAAGCUCUCGAGACCCCCAGUGCCGACAUGGUUGACGGGGCCAAUCCUCUCAAAGACGGUGGAAUUCAGCGAAAGAUCACAUUGCCGAUGCCAGAUCCCGCUGAUGCUACAAGUGGCCUGCACCAGCUCAACGAUGAGAUUCUCGCAGGCCUAGGCCAGUACAAGGCCAUCUGCGAGGACUUUUCGGCCAAGAUUGAUGUCGAAAAGGCAGCGAAGGAGGAGGAAAAAUGGGCUGGAACCCUUCACAAACUGAACGAUCAGUUGAGAGUCCAAGCACGGCAAACCUCGGAAGCCAAGGAGGUUGAAUUGGCGUCUAACCAAGAUAUCGAGACGAAAGCAAGACAUUUUGCAAUGGUCCAAGAAGCCCUUCGAAAUCUCGAGGCGUUGGCGGAAACGCCAUACCAAAUUCCAUGGUCUCUUGACGUUGGCCAGGCCAACUAUAAAAAGGCCGAGCAGGCGUAUGCCGAGGCCAGAAAGAAGGCUCAUGGCGACACCGAACUACUUGAGCAGUUGGCUCAGCGCGAGCGAGAGACGACGAACGCGAUUUCGGAAGCCAGGGCUAAUCAUUUGGAGGCAAAGAUGGCGUUGGAUGAGGGCCUGAAAACAAGAGAGAUGAUAGGCUCGGCUUGCGAGUUUACGGAAAAUAUCAGUGCGGUCAUCAGUCUUGGUAUUGACGACAUCAAAGAGCUUGGCGACUCGUUUCCUGGGCUUAUUGAGACUGCCAAGCGCAUGGCCAAGGAAAAGGAUGGCUGA